AUCAGUCCUCGGCUCAAAACUUGUAUACACAUUAAUUAAUAAUACAAGUUUAUUAUCCCUAAGUUCCAUAGUUAGUCGAGGGUAAAAAAAAAACACUAGUUUUUGCUUGAUUUUUUUUUAGAAAUGGCUUUGCCCAAGGUAGUUUAUCUUGGGUGUUUUCUUUUGUUGUUGGUUGUUGUGAUAGAGGCCGCGACUCCUCCAGGAAUUGCCAAAAAUCCUUCAAGAGCGUCAUGUAAGAUAAAAAAGUAUAAAAUGUGUUAUAACUUGGAGCAUGUUUGCCCUAAGUUUUGUCCUGAUAGUUGCACAGUUGAAUGUGCUUCAUGUAAGCCCAUUUGUGGUCCUGGAUCGUCGCCUCCUGAUGAUGAGUAUGUCUCUCCUCCGUCUGAUUCAGAUGAUAAAGGUGGUAAGAAAGACGAUGGUGAUGAUGAUAAAGAAGAAGGUGAUGAUAAAGGUGGUAAGAAAGAUGGUGAUGAUGAUGAUAAGAAAGGAGGUGAUGAUGAUAAAGGUGGUAAGAAAGAUGGUGAUAAAGAUGAUAAAGGUGGUAAGAAAGAUGAUGAUAAAGAUGAUAAAGGUGGUAAGAAAGAUGAAGGAGAAGAUGAUAAAGGCGGUAAGAAAGAUGGAGAUGACAAAGAUGAUAAAGGAGGUAAGAAAGAUGAUGAUGAUAAAGGAUCACCAUCCCCUUCAACUACAACUCCACCAAUCUACAAUCCUCCUACACCUACAACACCCUCUCCAUCUACUCCAACCCCACCAUCUUCACCAUCCCCAUCACCACCUUCGCCAACGCCUUCAAGCCCUACACCAUCAUCCCCAUCCCCAUCACCACCCUCUACCCCAACACCUUCACCAAAACCUCCCACACCACCAUCUCCUUCUACUACCCCUUCGAAACCAUCUUCUCCUCCUAAUUCUUCUGGUGUUGCCUCUAGAAAGAAAGUUCGAUGCAGGAAUAGUUACUAUGGACAAUGUUAUAAUCAAGAGCAUGUCUGUCCUGCUAAUUGCCCUACUUCAUGUCAAGUUGAUUGUGCCAGUUGCAAACCAGUCUGCAGUUGUGACUAUCCGGGAGCAGUAUGUCAAGACCCUCGAUUCAUAGGAGGAGACGGCAUUACCUUCUACUUCCAUGGUAAAAAAGAACUAGACUUUUGCCUUGUAACCGAUCCCGACCUCCACAUCAACGCACACUUCAUAGGAAAAAGAAACAUAAACAUGGGCCGUGACUUCACUUGGGUUCAGUCCACCGGAAUCCUCUUUGACAACCACCGUCUCUUCUUAGGUGCCAAGAAGACCUCGACAUGGGAUGAUGCCAAUGACCGCCUUUCAUUAACUUUCGAUGGAGAGCCAAUCUUCCUAGAGGAAACCCUAGGGUACAAAUGGCAAUCCACAUCUACACCACAAGUAACAAUAACAAGGGUUGAUAGUGUUACCAACAAUGUUGUUAUUGAAGUUGAAGGAAAAUUCAAGAUCACAGCUAAGGUUGUGCCUAUUACCGAGCAUGAGUCUAGGGUGCACAACUAUGGGAUAACCAAUGAAGAUUGCUUCGCGCAUCUUGACCUAGGAUUUAAGCUCUACUCAUUAACCGGUAAAGUUGAUGGUGUGUUAGGAAAAACUUAUAGGAAUGACUAUGUUAGUAAGGUGAAUGUAGGAGCAACCAUGGCAGUUGUGGGAGGCGAAAAGGAGUAUGUAACUAGUAGCAUUUUCAGUACUGAUUGUUUGGCUUCAAGGUUUAAUGGUGGCCAAGAUGAGGCUUCAUUUGAGGCCUUGGAAGUUGCUAGCAUGAACUGUGCUAGUGGCACAGGAGCUGGGGUAGUUUGUAAAAGAUAAUUACACGUCAAUAUUAUAUAUUCCCAUGCUAUGCAAGAAUAUUUGUACUAAAAAAAA
Chenopodium quinoa (quinoa) is the source of this 1878-nucleotide messenger RNA. RefSeq lists its product as uncharacterized. The record is from RefSeq and is a predicted model, not a curated record. The transcript has 2 exons. The coding region runs from base 124 to 1821 and encodes 565 amino acids. NCBI's taxonomy places the organism in Eukaryota, Viridiplantae, Streptophyta, Magnoliopsida, Caryophyllales, Amaranthaceae.